This is a messenger RNA of Paramisgurnus dabryanus, 2481 nucleotides long. NCBI's taxonomy places the organism in Eukaryota, Metazoa, Chordata, Actinopteri, Cypriniformes, Cobitidae. The record is from RefSeq and is a predicted model, not a curated record.
UCAUUCAUUUUUUUGUCUUUAGGACGCUGUCCGAUUGCGUAAGGUUUCCAGCUGCUUAUCCUCCCAUCUGCUUACAUUUGCUUAACGCAUUUUGUUCGUUAUUAUUUAUUGAUGAUUUUAAUAUGAAAUAACGCGUGCGUGCGGUGUGCAGGAAGGUGUCACAUUUGUUGAAUGGAUCCUACAGACUCCUGAUGUUCACCUAUAUGAAAUACUACAGUGUCCUCUAAAUCCUUGGGGAUUAAGGAGCCUGAACACCCAGAGAUUACCAAAAUGUUGGCCCGUAAAGGCCCCCUCCCUGACGGAUUCCUGUUGACACGACUCGCUGAGGAUGCUGCGCAGCCCAGCCGUGUCCGACCGAAGUCACAGCGGGCGCGUUUUAUUACCAAGAGUGGGUCGUGUAACGUUGCCCACAAAAAUAUACGAGAACAGGGCCGAUUUCUUCAGGAUGUUUUCACGACUAUGGUGGACCUGAAAUGGCAACAUUCCCUCCUUAUCUUCACUUCCGCAUUCCUCUGCUCCUGGAUGCUCUUCGCCAUGGUGUGGUGGCUCCUGGCAUUCGCUCACGGCGACCUGGAACCUCGAGAUCCGAAUGAACCCGGACCCGUGCCCUGUGUUACCUCCAUCCACUCCUUCACUUCGGCUUUUCUCUUCUCUAUCGAAGUGCAGGUGACUAUUGGUUUUGGGGGACGAAUGGUGACUGAGGAAUGCCCGCUAGCCAUCAUCGUCCUCAUCAUCCAGAACAUUUUGGGUCUGAUCAUCAAUGCUAUCAUGCUUGGCUGUGUGUUUAUGAAGACCGCUCAAGCCAACAGGCGAGCAGAGACCCUCAUCUUCUCCCGUAACGCGGUUAUCGCCCCACGCAACGGCAGGCCUACGUUGAUGUUUCGUGUCGGGGACCUGAGGAAAAGCAUGAUCAUCUCAGCCACCAUACAGCUGCAGGUAAUUCGACGGACGGUGACGGCAGAAGGUGAAGUGAUUCCUGUCUGUCAGCUGGACAUUCAAGUGGAGAACCCUCUCAGAAGCAACGGCAUAUUCCUCGUCUCUCCGCUUAUUAUCAGUCACACCAUUGAUAGAGGAAGUCCUCUAUACGAACUCUCGGCACAAUCACUGGCAACUGAUGAUCUUGAGAUCAUUGUCAUUUUGGAAGGUGUCGUUGAGACCACCGGUAUCAGCAUGCAGGCACGCACAUCCUACACACCCGAGGAGAUCUUGUGGGGUCGACGUUUUGUCUCUAUUAUGACCGAGGAGGACGGGCGGUACUCUGUAGACUACUCUAAAUUCGGGAAUACCGUCCCCGUCCGGAUGCCGUCUCUCAGCGCCAAAGAGCUGGACCAGACCAGGGGCAUCCAGGACAGCGGACCCCACGAGGGAAAACCACAGGGCUGGGGGUUGGUGAGGGCAGGGCGAGGCGGGUACAGGAGGGCCGGCGGCAGAGCCUGCGACGAGGCGGCAGCUAAGCCGUGGUACGUGACCACUAAGAAAGUGGUGGAAAAGGAGAGAAAGGGACAAAAGAAAACAGUCAAACUUGAAGAGAUUGGCAGAGAGAUAGAAGAAGAAACGGUGGAGGAUAUGAGCGAUUAGAAAAACAUUUUUGGGUAGGUUUGAAACCUUAAAUAGAAAUGACUAGCAACUAGUUCACAUUUUAUACUACAUGUGUUUUGUAAUCUGUCAAAACAUGGGCAACUACUGUAAUAUUUAUGACAAUUCAAACUAUGCUGAUUUUGUCUUGUUCUGUCAGAAUCACCCAAAUGUGAAUCUGUCAGUAUUUAAUCACCCUAAAGUAUGUUUACUUUUUUUGUGUGGAUAAAUGAUUUACACUUAAUGUGGACCGAAGCUGUCGUAAUUCAGAAAGCACAAUUAAAAGUACAAAUGUGAUUUGUACUAUGGAAGGUAUUUUUGGUAUUUUUUAUAUUAAUUAAUUAAAUGAUAAAAUAAAAAAUUGUAUUAUUUUAUUUUCAACGUGAUGAAGCAUCAUUCCAGAUAAAUUGUAAAAUUAAAUUAAAUUGAUGAUUUGACAUUUAAUUUUCCAUACUGUACAACUAAUUUUUGCUCUUAUUAAAAGUCUACGGGUGAGUAAAUUAUGACAGAUAUAUUUUCAUUUUUGGGUGAACUCUUCCUUUAAUGAAUUUCAGGGUUCAAACACCAAAAGUGGCCGCACUCAUACUUUAGGGUAUCUUGGCAGUGCUUGUUAAAUCAAUGCUGUCCAUGUCGAAGCAAAUAUGAGGCAGCUUUAUUUGCGUGUUGGGUUUUUAAUACCAUAAACCUAUUCAAUUUCUGUUCCCCAUUUAUUUUGAGAUGUGAUAAUCCUUAUUGUUUUUAAUGUGGCUAUUGUAACUGUGUUGACAUUGUGUGUGUUUACAUUGUGGGCUUGUGCAAUUGUGUGACCUCUACCUCUCAUGUUUCCUGAUUUUGUUCUCUCUUGGUGAACUUCUUUCAACUAUUUAAAGAUAAUUAGACAUUCCAUACUGCUUACAUAUUAGUGAG